AUGGGCGGUAUAGGAAAAUCAACUCUUGCCCAACUAGCCUACGAUGAUCCUGAGGUGCAAGCCCAUUUUCAAAUUGCUAGAGCAAUUUGUCAAGAGCUUGACUCUGAAUCCCCUCAUAAUAUUACCGAAUUUCAAUCUCUAUUGGGUAAAAUUUGUGAUUUGAUUAGGCGAAAGAAGUUCCUUCUUGUUUUAGAUAUUGUAUGGACUGAAGACUCCUCAAUGUGGGAGCCAUUCAAAUUUGCACUCGAAUAUGGUGCCAAAGUAAGUAAAAUUCUAGUCACUACACGUAAAUAUAGAGUUGCAGAGAUGAUGGGGAGUGUCCACAUCAUCAAUUUGGGAGUACUUUCUAAUGAGGACUGUUGGUUGAUGAUCAACAAAAUAGUGUUUUCUGAUGAUGAUCAAUAUAAAGAUUUAGAAGACCUUGGCAAACAACUAGCAAAUAAGUGUAAAGGUUUGCCACUUGCAACAAAGACUCUAGGUGGUCUCAUGCGCAACAAGAGGAGUAGAGAACAAUGGAAGAAUAUGUUGGAUAGUAGUUUGUGGGAACUAGAAGAUUUUGAAAAAGGACUUUUGGCACCCAUAUUAUUAAGUUAUUAUGAAUUGCCCUUAGCAUUGAAACAUUUUUUCAUAUAG
Messenger RNA from Quercus robur (English oak), 633 nucleotides. RefSeq names its product putative disease resistance protein RGA3. Gene Ontology annotation, biological process: defense response to other organism. The record is from RefSeq and is a predicted model, not a curated record. The transcript has 2 exons. Gene Ontology annotation, molecular function: ADP binding. Lineage: Eukaryota; Viridiplantae; Streptophyta; Magnoliopsida; Fagales; Fagaceae. Bases 1 to 633 code for a protein of 210 amino acids.